Molecule: messenger RNA, 2541 nt
Organism: Scedosporium apiospermum
Lineage: Eukaryota; Fungi; Ascomycota; Sordariomycetes; Microascales; Microascaceae
Exons: 3
Coding region: 1-2541 (846 amino acids)
Molecular function (GO): 5'-flap endonuclease activity; crossover junction DNA endonuclease activity
Source: RefSeq, a predicted model, not a curated record
AUGGGUAUCAAAGGGAUAUACGCCGAGCUCGGCCCCGGCGAGCGUGUCUCCCUAGCCAAACUCGCCGCCGAAACGCUCGAGGAGACAGGAAGGCCACUGCGCAUAGCAAUUGACGUAUCCAUCUGGCAAUUCCAAAUCCAAGCCGCCAGGGGUGGCACCAACCCUGCAAUACGAACUCUAUUCUACCGCCUAGCGCGUCUGCUAAGCCACUCCAUCGAGCCCAUUUUCGUCUUCGACGGCCCCAGAAAGCCGGUCUUCAAGCGAAACAAGCGCUCCUUCUCCGCCCCAGGCGACAGGACCUCAUCAGCACUGGUGCGCCGUCUCAUCAAGCUCUUCGGCUUCCAGACCCAUGACGCGCCGGGCGAGGCUGAAGCCGAAUGCGCGCUCCUGCAGCGCCACGGCAUCGUCGACGCCGUGUUGAGCGAGGACGUCGACACCAUCAUGUUCGGGUGCACUAGGACGCUGAGGAACUGGACGGCGGAGGGGACGAAGGGGGGCAAGACCCCGACCCACGUGUCCAUGUACAGCGUCGACGCCGAGGAUUUCCUCAAGUCCGGGCUCGAUCGCGAGGGGAUGGUGUUGGUGGCCCUCAUGAGCGGUGGCGAUUACCUCCCCGAGGGCGUACCCGGAUGUGGACCCAAGGUCGCUUGCGCGGCGGCUAGGGCCGGGUUCGGAAGGUCGUUGUGUGCGCUGAAAAGGUCGGAUGAGGCGGGUUUGCGAGAGUGGAGGGAAAAGCUGAUUCGGGAGCUGAGGACGAAUGAGAGCGGGUACUUUAGGACGAGGCAUAAGGCAUUGACGAUCCCGGAGGAUUUUCCGAAUUUGGAGAUUCUGCGGUAUUACACCCACCCCGUCGUCUCGGACCCCGCGACGCUCGAGAAAUUCAAGGACGACGGACGAUCGUGGAGCCAACCUGUCGACAUGGUUACCUUGCGGAGCUUCACCGAAGAAAUCUUCGACUGGACGAAUCGGAUAGGCGCCGAGAAGCUCGUGCGGGUUCUGGCUCCGAGCCUCCUUGUCCAGAAGCUCAUGGAUAGGUACCGCAGCCGCGCGACGGAUUGUUCCUUGGAGGUCGCCGAGCAGGAGGAGUCGGCGCUGAUACAAAAGAUCUCUGGGAGGCGCGCGCACUUUAGCACGGACGGCACGCAGGAGCUUCGCGUGCACUUUAUACCGGCGGAUAUCGCGGGGCUGGACCUCGACGCUGAGCCGGAGGAUGCAAUCGUGGCUUUUGCUAGGAAUGGUUUGGCGCUUAAUAGUGAUGAUGAGUUUGGUGAAGAGGAGGCUGCUGUCAAUGCGCCGAAGAAGAGGUUCGAUCCGACGCAGUUGGAUGCUAUGUGGAUACCGGAGUCUGUGGUUAAGCUCGGCAGUCCCCUUAAAGCGGAGGACUUCGAAGCUGCAGAACGCAAGAAACUCUUGCGGAAGAAGGUGUCUAAGCCCAAGACCGUCGCCAGCUCGCCCAAAGGCACUACAAUCGCUUCGCCUAAGCGUGCGCCUGCUGCCAAGACGUUAGACAGCUGGAUCAAACCGACCAAAGCAUCAUCAUCACGCACCUCUCCUAAGCCAACAACAACCUCGACACAGGCUCCUCCUACCCUCAAAGAACCAACGCCGGAGCUCUCCAAACCCUCACGCGCCCGAGCAAAGCCCAAAUCUACCACCGCAGCCAAGGCAACAGCCAAAGCCACCCGGCGCAAAUCCCCUCCCGCCGCGCCUCCCUCCGUCCCGAAAAGUAAGCACACGAAACCACUCGAACCCAUUACCAUUUCCUCCUCUUCCACUUCCUCCCAGAAGCAAACCAAAACCGCGUGGACCCUCACCAACUCACAAACCUCUGGCCCCAGGACCAAAAAGCACCCCACCCCGGACUUCAACCUCUCCGCAUCUCCUCCCGCCGCUCCCACAUCCUCCCAAGAACCCAUCCUCAUCUCAUCCAGUCCCAUCCCCGGCCGCCCGGAAACCCCUCCCCCAACCCACCGCAACGCAGCAGAUAAAGAAGACGAAGCUCGAGCCGAAACAACUCCCUCCCGAAGAACAGGCACUCGUGACGACAAGGCGUCGCCCGAGGGUGCGCCGUUCGGUGGUCUCUACACACCGCCGCGCUUACGGCUCCCUUCUGAGCCUCUUGACACGCCGCCGUGGUUGAAGUCUACGGGGUCGAGGAAGGGUGGAGGGAAGGAGACUAGGCAGGGGACGCUGGAUGGGUUUUUGUCGAGUCCGAGUAAAGUGCGGGAUGGGUCUUCGGUAGACAAGUCGCCGGAGAAGAAGAAGACGAAGAAAGGGACGCCGAUGAAGACGGCGUCGGACGCAAAGAUUAAAAAGACGACGGCAUCUUCUACGGGCGGACAGCAGAGGAUUUUGUUCCCUACGUCCAAGGCGGGGAAUCUCCGUCCGGCGAAGGUGGGCACAUCCCACGUCGGAGCCUCAAAGGUGGGCGUGCCAUCUUUGGCGGCUCGGCAUAUUUUUGAUGACGAUGACUAUGAUGUUGAGAGGGAGAAGAGGCGCCAGAGUACCGUAUCGGUGAUCGACUUGACGGGAGAUGAUUAG